This is a messenger RNA of Haemonchus placei, 117 nucleotides long. The record is from the annotation of a GenBank genome assembly. Lineage: Eukaryota; Metazoa; Nematoda; Chromadorea; Rhabditida; Trichostrongylidae.
CUGCAACUUGUAAUUCAGACGAGCAAGUGCCUCGAUGAAAAAGUCGCCUCCUUUAUUCGUGAACUCGUAACGCCCGGCUGUGAAGAAGUACAGUGUUUUGUCCAGGUCGAAAUUUAG